Silurus meridionalis is the source of this 3975-nucleotide messenger RNA. RefSeq names its product cingulin b (gene cgnb). Gene Ontology annotation, cellular component: myosin complex. The coding region runs from base 184 to 3690 and encodes 1168 amino acids. The transcript has 21 exons. Lineage: Eukaryota; Metazoa; Chordata; Actinopteri; Siluriformes; Siluridae. The record is from RefSeq and is a predicted model, not a curated record.
GAGAGGUUUUAUUAUCACUACUACCAUCAUCAUCCUCAUCAUCCUCAUUAUUACUAUUAUUAGUUGACUGCGAUCUGUCGAUCAUUCUUCUAGAAGCAGAAGCUCCAUGCCGAGGAGGUGAACCUGCUUCUGAUCGCUGAUCAGUGGAAGACCUGGACAGCUUGGUUUGAUCCGUGAGCCACAAUGAAUUCCAUCUCAGCAGACAGAAAGCCUCCAGUGGACUAUGGUGUCCAGAUCCGCUUCAUCAAAGACCUGGAUGAUAUGGGUGGAGGUUAUGGAGAGAGGAGUCGGGGCGUUGGAGGAUUGGGAGCUGCUGGUGGCAGUGGGUCUUCCCCAUCCCCAUCUAAGUAUGGGGUUGCAGUGAGGGUUCAGGGCAUUUCUGGACAUCCCUACGUGGUACUCAAGGAUGGAGAAAAGGGCGACUCGUAUGGAGUACAGCUAAAGACCCAGCCUCAGACACAGACUCCAAUUCUAGGACUUUCGUCCCCAUAUAACAGCCUUCCUCCAAGACUACGUGAUGGUCCUCAGAAUUCUAAAGAACCCUACAGCUCAGUUCGGUCACCAAAUUCUCCAGAGGAAGACCCUGUUGAAUUUGGGAGCCCUUUGAAGAGGCCACCUGGUGAUGGGCAAGCAGGAAGUCAAGGAGAUGGGGAAAGAGGGACUACAGAAAUUCCUGGACCUGCUUCUUUAUCCGUUCUUCCUCCAUUUUUCGUGCCUCCUACUUUAUCCAAAGACUCUGAGAAGAAAGACCAUGAUGAGCUGAAUGAAGCUGGUCUCAAGCCAGUGCGGCAGAAUGGAAUUGGUGGACCAGUGAAAAGAGGAAUUCAGUAUACUGCUACAGAAUCUUCAAUACCUGAUAAUGUUGAGGAUGAGCCAGCCGAAGCCGUCGACACAAAAUCUUUAACACCCAUUAAUAAACUGAUCAGUAAAUUUAACAGCAGUUCCACUGCCACCAUGCCAAGCCGCGUCAGAGGCCGAACUCGAGCUCGAGCAAGUCUGCAGUUUGAUGAGCGAAAGCGCUCUCACAGCCUGGACGCCCGCAAGGAAAAGGAAGAAGAGCCUCCUCUAUCACCGACCAUCAACCCCUAUGCUUCUACAGUAACCCCCACCCCAACCUCCAGUCUUACUUCACCCAAACGUACAAACUGCAGCAGUCUUGGCCAGAGCACUCCUUCUGUCGAAAAGGUGCCUGCUGUUCCUGCCUCAAAGGCACCUACUGUUAACCAAACUCCGAGGAUAUUUGUUAGCAAGGAAGCGCCACCUGCUAUAGCAAAGCAACAGGUAGCUCCUGUUCUUCAGAGUUUCCAAAACCAAAGUACAGGUUCGACAAAUGGAGGUGAAGCUGAAGAAAAGCAGGCGAUCUACGAAGUGCUCAGAGAAGGAUCUACUGAGAACGAGAAGUCCCUGAGACGAAAGGCGGAUAUUAUUCACGAGCGGUACAGAGAACGGAAGGAGGAGAAGGAGGCAACAGACACUCGCUUACAACAGCAGCUCGCUCAGACCAAGAGAGAACUGCAGCAUACCCUGGAUCGAAUGGCAGAGCUGCGCUUGGAGAAGGAAGGGCUGGAGUCUCGCUUUCAUCAGCAGGAGGAUCAGCUGGCUCAGCUCCAGGAUGAGCUGAGAAGAGUAUCGGAGAACACGCCUCAAUCAGACACACUGCACAUGGACCUGAUGACGCUUCAGACCGAGCUGACUGAGGUGAUGAUGCUGAGGCAGAAGCAGGAAGAGACCCUGCACAUGAGAGAAAGGGAGCUCACUGCACUCAAGGGGGCACUAAAGGACGAGGUGGCUGCCCACGACAGGGAGAUGGAGGCACUCCGGGAACAGUACAGCCGAAAUAUGGAGGCACUUCGGAAGAGCAUGGAGCAGGUCUCGCAGAAGGAGAUAGAGGAAGAGCGGCAGAAAGUGAACGUCUCCAUUCUGGCUCUGGAGGAGGAGCUGGACAGUUACAGGGAGCAGGGCGAGCGCUGGAAGGAGCAGAUAACCUCGGUCGAGCAGGAGAACAGACAGCACAGCACUUUUCAAAAACUGCUGCAGGCUCAACAAGAAAAGAAGAAUCUUGAGGAAAAACUGCUCAGCCUAAAGAAGCAGACGUGUGAAACAGACUCGCACUCUCUCACUCAGGCCCAAGAGCUGCAGCGCCGUCUCGACGAUGUGAAACAGGCACGAUUAACAAUCAAUGAGCAGAAAGCUGAGCUGGUAAAGAAGGAGGAGGAGCUCACAUGCCUGAGAAGAAGCAGUCAAAACAAAGAACAGGAGCUCAAGGCCGAGAUCGACAAACUGAAGGACCAAUCGAAGAAGGACAAAGAGGAGCUUUCCAAGGCUUCACUGUCAUCUCAGGAUCCUACCAAAGACACUACUCUUGACCUUCAAGAGGCCAACACUCGCCUUAGAGAAAGAAUUGCUCGCAUGUCCCAGCUGCACACCAGCCUGCCCGAUGGUAGGGAUCCAGAUGCGCUGGAGGACGAGAACCGACUCCUGAAGACGCAGCUGGAGGAAGCGCGGCGUGCAGCGUCCCGUCUCAGCCACGAGAAAGAGGAACUCGGACGGCAACUGGAAGAACGGGAAAAGGAGCGAGAGACUCUGCGUCGUAACAAAUCUGAACUCGAAGAGCAGAAGAGGAUGCUUGAUCGUACACUGGAGAAGAUGAACAAAGAUAUAGACUUGAUGAUGGGCGAUUCUCGGCAGUCCGUUCACAGCCUGCAGGCUCAGCUAGAUGACUUCAGGGAUCGUUCUCGUAAAGAGCUUCAGGAGUCCCAGAGGCUGAAUAAGGACCGGCUGGCUGAGCUGCAGAGAACGCAGAACAACCUCAAAGCAGCGCAGGACGAGGUGUCACGUCUGAAGAAGGAAUUGCUGGUGUGUUCUGAGGAAAGGGAUGGUGCUCAGCUGGAUAAGGAGCUACUGAGCAGCCGUCUCAAACACCUGGAGAGUGAGCGGGACAAUGAGAGAACUUCUCAGACGGACCGCAGCAGAGAGAUACGGCUUCUAGAGGAUAAAAUAAAGACUUUGGAGAUAGAACUGGAGGAGGAAAAGACUGGAGCAGAGCUUUUGAACGAGCGCAUCACACGAAGCCGUGAGCAGAUGGAUCAACUCCGCUCUGAUUUAAUGCAAGAGCGCUCAGCCAGACAUGACCUUGAGAUGGACAAGAGUUCAGUGGAGAGACAGAUGAAAGAGCUGAAGUCUCGUGUCGCAGAUAUGGAAAGUCAACCUCGAUCUUCUGCAGGAGUCACAAUACUGGAAAGCAAAAUCCAGGAGCUGGAGGAUCGGUUGCACAGCGAGGAGAGAGAGAAAAGCAGCAUUCAAGCAGCACAAAGGAGGAUGGAGAGGAAAUUAAAGGAUGUCAGUGCCACACUGGACCUGGAGAGAAACCAGCAUGCUGAACAGCGAGACCAGCUCGCUCUGCGUGUGAAGGCACUGAAGAGGCAGUUGGAUGAUAGCGAGGGAGAGGUGGAGAGACUGGAAGGCGUGAGGCGGAAGAUUCUGAGGGACCUGGAGGAGCAGCAGGAGCUGAAGGACGUCCUGCAGGCCAAAGUCAGCACACUGGACAGCGAGCUGAGGAGGAAGAUUCAGCAGACACGGCGUCCCAUGCUGCUGUCCACUCUCAGCUCAGAGGAGGACGAUGGAUGCUUCGACUCGAACAGCAUCGCCUCCAUCUUGACAGAAUCACCGCUUCAGACCACCACCUGCUGAAGAUGGAGUGAAGCGAGCGAAACGAAAAACCAUGACACUUGGAUUUCUAUCUUUUUAUUGAUAAAUCGACCAUGCGUAUAAACCAAUAACAAUCGAAUGCCUUAAUUUUGUAAAGUGCCUGAACGUUCUAGUUUUGACGUGAGCUCACGAGAAAAUAAAAAAAAUGAUCAAUACAUUUCUUGUGAAAUGAAGUUUUAGAUACAUUCAGAAUCAUACACUGUCCUUUUUACUGUCCAACUGAAUAUAUGGUUCUUUCUGAUUAGUUCUAUAAAGUCAUUUUUCCCC